AUGAUCGAUCUUAAGUCAGGAUACGAUGUGGAAGUGUGCAACACCAAAAUGAAUUUCAUGGAGUACAUGAAUUAUCUUGAGGAAACUCGAGCCAAGUACAAACCAUUAGGACGUACUCCUAGCUGGUAUAUUGCUUCUGACGAGGGAAAAAGUUUAAUAUUUGCUAUUCAUAUGAAUUUGUCAUCUCGAUUGGGCUAUAAUGUUAAGGAUAUUUACCAUAUUUAUGCUACCGAAGUCACUCGAAACAAUUUUGUAAUAUCAAAAAUUUCACAAUCUGGUGGAUGUCCCCAGAUUGGCACAACCGAUCCGCACUUCAUUUGGCAUAACAAUACUGUCAUGAAAUCAGCAAAAACAUUGAAUAUUCAACUUCUGGUAGAUCGAUUGAUGGCGCGAACACCAUAUGUCCCUGAUCUUGCGUAUGAUCCGGUGGUUGAUACAAGAGGGCAAUUCUUUGCGAUCUUAUGCUCAUUUUAUAGUGAACGGGUGAACCUUGAAAGUUAUGUAAAACAUGUUGAAAUUUUUGCGCGCCGCUGGAUGCCCAAGGAAGACGUACCAUUUAUCAAGACGACAAUCAUUGAGCGGCAAGAUUAUUACGUUUUUCGGCUGACUUGCCCGUUAGUUCUCGAUAAUACUUUGGAAAGAGUUUGGGAGUUUCAAUACAACAAACACGGAGAUGAGGAUUGGUAUGUCACAUCAAUUGUUGAACAGUGCCCAAAAGAACAUUUCAAACUUCGUGAUCAAGCUUCCUCGGACCAUGAGAAUUACAAAAAUGCGGCUACCGAAUUAUUUUCAGUCAUCGACAGCUCAAAUUAUACAGCAUUAGUAUGCAACACUCCAAUGAACUACUUAGAAUAUAUCAGCUAUCUUGAGGAGACUCGAUUCAAAUACAAAGUUAUCUCAACUGCAAUUAAAUAUUACAUUGCGAUGCUUCAACGUGAAUAUUUCAUAUUCGCUGUUCAUAUGAAUUUGACAUCUCGAAUGGGCUACGAGGUCAAAGAUAUUUACCAUAUAUACGCGCAUGACAUUGGCAAAAAUAAUUACGUGAUUCGGAAAAUUGAACAAUCCGGUGGUUGUCCGCAAUUCGGAGAGACGGAUCCCAAUUUUAUAAGAAGACAAGGCGAAUCAAUGCAUUCCGCUGAAAUUAAGACUAAAAAUGAAUUUGCUCAUCGUUUGCUCAUCAAUUCGCCAUAUGUGCCGGAGUUAAACAAUGACAAAUUGAUGGAUACGAAGGGCUCAUUCAGUGCAACACUCUGCACAAAUCCCGGCUAUCGCGUGCCACUAAAUCGCUAUAUCAGAUAUAUGGACAUAUUUUCGAAUCGUUGGCUAAUUCCGAUUGAAGGAGUAACAUUCUUGAAAACGAAAAUAUUAGAUGCCGAUGAUGUGUUCAUAUUUCGUCUGUCCUGUCCACUUAUUAUCAAUGAAACAAUAUUGAGAACAUGGGAAUUUCAGUUUCGAUGCGAAUAUAACAAGCAUGGAGACCAACGAUGGUAUGUGUCCGAUGUAAAUUUGCACUGCCCCAAGGAGCAUUUCAAUGGGGAAGGCGGUCUGCGAACGAUUUAUGGCGAGACGCUGGCUUAUCAGACGAUGAAAGGACUUACCAACUUAUUGAUCGACGGUGGAUGGAACGGAAGAUUUCAAUUUUUGAAUUUGUUCGAAUGGAGUGAUUUCAUUCCGGUGGAAAUUGAAGUCUGCACAAAACAAACGAAAUUAAACAAGUCUGCCGAAAUUGCCGACUACCUAUGGAGGUUUUUUGACAACUACAAUUCAACUUUCAAGUCUGCUAGCCAUCAAAUUGAGACUGCCGAUUUGAUUCUACGCUUCAACGUUUACACAAAAGUUGACAUUAAAUCAGUAAUGCAUGGAGCAAUUUUCAACUCUUCAUCGGAUAAAUAA
Caenorhabditis bovis is the source of this 1893-nucleotide messenger RNA. Lineage: Eukaryota; Metazoa; Nematoda; Chromadorea; Rhabditida; Rhabditidae. The record is from the annotation of a GenBank genome assembly.